Molecule: messenger RNA, 259 nt
Organism: Rotaria socialis
Lineage: Eukaryota; Metazoa; Rotifera; Eurotatoria; Philodinida; Philodinidae
Source: the annotation of a GenBank genome assembly
AGCUGAAAGACAACGGAUAUUUGCAAGGGAAAGAAGUGCAACUAGACGAGCUCUGCUAACACCAGAGGAAGCCCAACAACAGCGAGCAACUAUUCGUGAAAUAAAUGCAGCACGAAGAGCUACUUUAACACCAGAGGAAGCUGAAAGACAACGGAUAUUUGCAAGGGAAAGAAGUGCAACUAGACGAGCUCUGCUAACACCAGAGGAAGCCCAACAACAGCGAGCAACUAUUCGUGAAAUAAAUGCAGCACGAAGAGCU